GAGGGUAGACUAUCAGCUGUCUGAAAGGGAGAUAUAAUAUUUCAUAGUUAAUUAUAUCUGAGCAUAUGGUGACUUGUUGCAGAUUCGGAAACAUAAUGGAAGAAGAAAGUAUAUGUAAAGAGAUUUCCAAUGUGCUUCAACUAAAUGUGGGAGGCUGUAUUUUCACCGCCAGACGGGAAUCUCUCUGUCGCUUCAAGGAUUCAAUGCUGGCUUCAAUGUUUAGUGGUCGAUUUCCUCUAAAACUUGAUGAGUCUGGUGCUUGCCUUAUUGAUCGAGAUGGGAAGCUCUUUAAAUACCUUCUAGAUUACCUUCACGGGGAAGUAAGGAUUCCAAAAGAUGAGCAAACGCGAAUUGCACUGCACGAAGAGGCUGAUUACUUUGGAAUUCCAUACCCUUACAAUUUGACUGAUCACUUGGCAAACGAGAUGGAGACAUAUUCUUUAAAUACAAAAAUAGAACUUAAAAAGGUUUUAAUUGAUUUCUGUGAUACCUAUGGCUUCAUAUGUACAAAACCUUCAGUGUGGGUGUUAAAUUACUUACAUACAAGUGGCUCCAGCUGUCAGAGUAAAGUGAUUGGAGUUUACGCAACCAAGAAGGAUGCACAAAUGGCGACUGAGACACAAUUAGGAGAACGAAUUAAUCAUAAAAAUAUGUACAAAAGGGAAGCUGGUGGUAACAUACAAUAUAUUCUGAGCUACUAUAGUGUGUCUGAGCUGAAAAACAUGAUGGAUGCUUUUGAGACGUGGAAGGGAAGAGGUUUCAGUUACUGGCGCGUUCCUCAGGAACUAAUCGAAUGUUGGACCCUUGAAGAACGUCCUAUAGAAGGAAGUGAGCAGAAUAUGUCUCCAGUAAACAGAAGGAGAUUAAUAGACUACACACAAGAGAAUGAGGACCAGACUGCAACAUCCAAGACUGGUCCAAAACCUAUUCGAUUUUCAGGCCCAUCUACAAAUACUAAUAUUAGAAUCAAGAGCUCUGUGUCAUUGAAACCUUGUGCCCAAAGAACCAAUUCAGAGGUUUCAAAUGAUGUUAGGCUAAAAAGACCAGUAAUUGACGGGACACAGCAGAAAAGGACUGACCUGAAAAUUCAACGGAUUAGUAUUGACCCUGUGUCAUCAAAUAAAAAUGAAAGCCAACGCAAUACUCUGUCAAUUGUUGACAAAGGAACCAAACUUAAAGGCAAUGUCUCUUCUCCAGAACAGACCAAAUCAAGGCGCAUAAUACGACUUAAGAGGCCAUCUCUUAGCUCAACAUCUGUGUCAGAAAAUGAAUCCACAAUAUUGGAGGAAUUACAGGUAUCAACAUCACCACCAGUAACUGAUUCGUCCUGAAAAGAGAAAGUUUUGUAUUUUCUACAGUACUACAUUUAUUAAA
Pelobates fuscus (common spadefoot toad) is the source of this 1374-nucleotide messenger RNA. It is a transcript of the gene KCTD18, whose product is annotated as potassium channel tetramerization domain containing 18. Lineage: Eukaryota; Metazoa; Chordata; Amphibia; Anura; Pelobatidae. The record is from RefSeq and is a predicted model, not a curated record. Gene Ontology annotation, biological process: protein homooligomerization. The coding region runs from base 66 to 1331 and encodes 421 amino acids. Gene Ontology annotation, molecular function: protein binding. The transcript is spliced from 6 exons.